Molecule: messenger RNA, 2378 nt
Organism: Protopterus annectens (West African lungfish)
Lineage: Eukaryota; Metazoa; Chordata; Ceratodontiformes; Protopteridae
Product: DEP domain-containing mTOR-interacting protein-like
Exons: 9
Coding region: 426-1616 (396 amino acids)
Biological process (GO): intracellular signal transduction
Molecular function (GO): protein binding
Source: RefSeq, a predicted model, not a curated record
AAGCAAAACAAACGGGACUGCAGCCCAGGUACAUGAGAAGCCAGCUUACAGCGAAGAAGGUCUGCUUUUAAAAUGCAGCCGUGCUUUUCAAUGAACUCUUUUUCAUGUGAGGAUGGCAAGCUGUCCAAAAUGAAUUUCACUUUACAGUGAAGUCAAAAGAAAAGGAGGAAGGGAAAAAGGCAAUUUAUUCUGUUUUGGGAGUUUUAGAACUGGAUGCAGAAACACAAUUUAUCCUAUUCCUCAGCUCAGCAAAUCAGUGACUUUCCUCAACAAACUCCAUUGCAUUAAUGAAUAAAGCCAGCUCUUGAAUCAGAUGCAAAAACAGUUUCUUUCUGACCUGAGACUUUUUCUUUUAAGGAGAAGGACGUGACAUUUCUCCACUUCACACCUCAUAGUUGUCACUGAAGAAGGAUUUAAUUUUGACAAUGGAGAGUGUCAGUAAUGGGGUGAGAAAAAAGGCAACAGAAAAGCAUCACAAGGCUGAAGUCAUGAUUGCUGGGGAACAGUUAAGGUUACGACUGCAUGAUACAAAACUCAUCAAGGACAGACGCUAUCACCUUCGUACCUACCCAAACUGCUUUGUUGCAAAAGAACUCACAGACUGGCUGAUGGAACACAAAGAGGCCCCAGAUCGGGAGAUUGCAAUCCGUCUGAUGAAAAAACUGAUGGACAACAACAUCAUUCACCAUGUAUGCGAUGAGUACUCUGAUUUUAAGGAUGCUAAACUGCUGUAUCGUUUCCGUAAGGAUGAUGGCACCUUUCCUCUCAACAAAGAUGUCAAAGUCUUACUCUGGGGAGAAAGGCUAUAUGAAAAACUAAUAGUUAUGGAGAACUCCAUCCUGAAGACACGAGAGGAGAAUGGGAUAAGAUACCACAGAACAUUGCUGGGUUGUGAAAUGAUCGACUGGUUGAUUCAGGAAGGUGAGACAGCUACAAAGAAAGAAGCAGUGGAGCUGUGUCGAGCCCUGCUGGAGCACGGAAUCAUUCAACAUGUAUCCAACAGGCAUCAUUUCUUUGACAGUAACCUUCUUUACCAGUUUUGGAUCAACUUUCGCAGACGGAGAAGACUAACAGAGUUAUUGAAUGAAACCCCUCGCUCUGUGCAGGAAUAUGAAGACAGCCCCUUUUGUCUUCGUAAACUGAACCCUGAACCUGAUAACUCCAGUUUCCUCUCUGUGCAGCCUAUCAAGGAAAUCAAAGUGGUAUCUGCAGUUCGAAGAGGAAGCCUAAUCUCUGCAUCUGGGGAGCCAAACACUUAUUAUAGCAGCCCUGGAUUAGGGCCAAUGCCUGGAACAGGAUGUAACAUUAAGUCAGUACUGAAGAGGCCUGUCACAAUGGAAGAACUGCUGUCCCCUGGAGCACCCUACAUAAAAAAGACACUUACUAUGGUGGGAGAUGCUCUUGGCUGGGGAUUUGUUGUGCGAGGUUGUAGGCCUUGCCACAUCCAAGCUGUAGACCCUGAUGGCCCUGCAGCUUCAUCAGGGCUGAAGGUCCGUCACUUCAUCCUAUCUGUAAAUGGGAUGCAUGUUAUACACCUUGACUAUCAGACUGUUAGUAACCUCAUUGUGGCCGGACCUCGAACAUUGGUCAUGGAAGUGAUGGAAGCAGUUGAGUAACAUGGAGAGACUUCUGGAUUUCUGGAAAAUCUGGACUGUUCAUAAGACUGAGAGCCUGUCCUCGCUUGCCACAUCCAAAUGCUAGUCAUUUUGAGUUACUCUGUGCAGGACAACAGUUGUUACUUGGCACAUUCACUUUAACAACACUUAAAAUAUUUAUAAAGUAUACUGCUUGAGUGGAUGCCCAAGUGAUAUUGAUACUAGAGCUUCUAUUUUUCUAGGUCUUUACACAGGACUGAUAUCACUGGUCAUAAAAGAGAAGCACAACAAAGUCUUGGGGUAGAGUGUUCUUGAAGUCCUUCAUGUUUGACUGCUGUUCAAGCAAUGUGUGAAUAUUUAUGAAACUACUCUAUUCUUUUUUUCCUAAGUGGAAAAAAGAUGGACAGGACAUUAGGCUUCAAAUGGUAUUGUAUAGCAGACCUGACAAGUUGUACAAUCUUCAGAAUAAGCUGAAAGAAAAAUCAAUGUAUUCAACAGACAGUAUAUACAGAAAUGUCCAUGUGGUUGAAAUGCUGACAUUUUAUUAACUGUAGCUGGUACUACAAGGUAUUUUUUCCAUUGAAAUUUCAUUUCAUAAUGCAUUAAAUUUUCAACUGCACAGUGAAUCAGCAACUAACCUAAAACAAAGGAAACUGUCCUGAGUAAAAUAUAUUGUGAUGCCUUCUUGAAAACAAGAAAAACUUUCAGACACAAGCAAACUGUUAAAGUUGGAAACAAUGGAGCUGGCAGCAGUAAAUGAAUCUUUAAAAACUGUUUUAAUGU